AUGGAAGUGUUAAAUAUUUUUAACAUAGUGUGUGUUGUGUUGUUGCUAUAUGCAGGCGAAACCAUAGGAAAAAGAUCUUCGAAACUCACAAGGGAUAAAGAAUGCGCGGCUCGCUUCAUCGAUGGUAAAUCAGUGGUUUGUGUUUGCAAUGAAACAUAUUGUGAUACUAUAACCAGGGAUGUGCCCGAUAAAGGAAGUUACAUAUCUUACACGUCUUCUCAGGGUGGUUCCAGAUUUAAGAAAAAAGUCGGAAAACUGCUAAAUAAAAGAUCAAAGAAAUCAAAGUACGAGUAUGAACUGGAUACUGAUACGAAAUACCAGACAAUCGAGGGUUUCGGUACGGCGGCAACCGGGUCCGCCGGUUACAACCUGAACACUUUACCAGCUGCAGCUCAGGACAAUUUGAUCAGAUCUUACUUCAGUGACGAAGGAUUAGAGUACAACAUGCUACGGGUACCUAUUGGAGGCUGUGACUUCUCUCUGACUGAGUACGCUUACAAUGAUCUACCGGUAGAUGACUGUCGUCUGACUAACUACAGCUUGACUUGCGAAGAUUUGAAUUAUAAGAUACCAGCAAUUAAGAAAAUGAUGGAAGUAUCCAAGUCUCCAGUACACAUAGUAGCAUCAACCUGGUCUCCUCCCAAAUGGAUGAAAUACUUCAACGAGCGUAGUCCAAACUGCGGAUUCCUUAAAACUGAAUAUUUUCAGACAUACGCCGAUUAUCACUUGAAAUUUUUAGAUGAAUAUGCCUCGAGAGGGAUUCCAGUGUGGGCUAUCACUACUACUAAUGAGCCGUCCAUUGCUUCCACCAACAUUCCUACUACGACCUGCCUUGGAUGGACUACCAAUCAGAUUGGUAAAUGGAUAGUAGAGAAUCUUGGACCUACCAUUCGUAAGUCCAGUUAUAAAGAUACCAAAAUCCUUGCACUCGAUGACCAUAGAUUUACGAUUGCCACUGAUUUCUACGACAUAAUCAGAGACCAUCCUAAAGUGUUGGACUACAUCGACGGAUUGGCUCUUCACUGGUACUACGACAAUGACGUACCAGUUCAAACGCUCCAGAAAUUUCAGCAGAACUAUCCAUACUUAUUUACGUUAUCCACAGAAGCAUGUGAAGGGUAUCAGUCGUAUGCAAAGAACAAAGUAGAUCUAGGAUCAUGGGAGAGAGCUGAAAAUUAUAUUAAAGAUAUUAUUCAGAAUCUUAAUAAUAAUGUAGUCGGUUGGUUAGACUGGAACUUUUGCUUGGAUACCAAUGGUGGACCGAAUUGUAUGAACAAUUUCGUCGAUUCCCCGAUCAUAGUGAACUCGGAGAAAAGGGAGUUUGUUAAACAACCAAUGUUCUAUGCGAUGGGUCAUUUCUCUAAAUUUAUUCCGAGAGGUUCUCGACGGAUCGGAGUGAAGGCAAACUGUUCUCCAAAAUGUAUCGACGAAGCGGCGUUCAUAACACCUCAGAAUACUAUAGUAUUCGUGGUUUAUAACGACAGUUCCAAAGCGACUCGAAUUAGUGUAAAGGUUGGCGAGCGAGAAAUACCACUGAUGCUGGAAGCCAAAUCAAUCACUACAGUAGAAUUCAAUAACGAAGACUGUAAAUGCAAAAGCAACACAACUUCAAUCACAGUUUACGCGAGCUCCAACCCCGUGGUGCUGAAAUUGAAAGCUGCUCGUAUCUCUAUACAAAUAUGA
Molecule: messenger RNA, 1683 nt
Organism: Papilio machaon (common yellow swallowtail)
Lineage: Eukaryota; Metazoa; Arthropoda; Insecta; Lepidoptera; Papilionidae
Product: lysosomal acid glucosylceramidase-like
Exons: 13
Coding region: 1-1683 (560 amino acids)
Biological process (GO): glucosylceramide catabolic process
Molecular function (GO): glucosylceramidase activity
Source: RefSeq, a predicted model, not a curated record